Messenger RNA from Pezoporus flaviventris, 1904 nucleotides. RefSeq names its product cAMP responsive element modulator (gene CREM). Gene Ontology annotation, biological process: regulation of transcription by RNA polymerase II. The record is from RefSeq and is a predicted model, not a curated record. Gene Ontology annotation, molecular function: protein binding; RNA polymerase II cis-regulatory region sequence-specific DNA binding; DNA-binding transcription factor activity, RNA polymerase II-specific. The coding region runs from base 292 to 1329 and encodes 345 amino acids. NCBI's taxonomy places the organism in Eukaryota, Metazoa, Chordata, Aves, Psittaciformes, Psittacidae. The transcript is spliced from 9 exons. Gene Ontology annotation, cellular component: ATF4-CREB1 transcription factor complex; nucleus.
CCAGCCGUUGGUAGCCCCGCAGCCAAUCGCCGGCCAGCUUGAGCCCCGGCCCCUCCUCCUUCCGCGGCCGCUGGGGCUGGGAGUCACCGCAGACGCCAUUUCCUCAGCGCCCCCGCGGCGGCGCGGCUGCAUCAGCGCUGACGUGAGACCGACGUGCGGCUCCGCCCGGCCCAAUCCCCCCCACCCCUUGUGACGGGGGCACCACGUACAGGGCGGCGGUGCAGGCUUUGGUAGGAGAGAGAGGGAGCCGAAGAGAACCAAGCUCUUGUUUUAAAACUCACAACUUCCGGUAUGACUAAGUAUGUCAAGAAAUACAGAAAAGCAACUGCCAGACAGAUGACCAUGGAAAUGGUUGAAUCACAACAGGAUGACAGUGCAGGGGAUUGUAUGCCAGAGAGAGAUGCUGUUCGUCUUCAGAAUCAGCCAGGCCGAAGUCAUAUUUCUCAAGGGUCUGAGGUUUCUGUAGCUGCAUCAAGUGCUGGAAGAGGAUCUCCAGCUCUAACUCUAGUGCAUUUGCCUUCUGGUCAAACAGUUCAUGGCCAGGCUGUCAUUCAAGCCACACAGCCCUCAGUCAUUCAGUCACCACACAUGCAAGCUGUUCAGGCAGCAUCGAUUGCAGAUGAAUCUGCAGAAUCAGAAGGGAUAGUUGAUUCUCAAAAGCGUAGGGAAAUACUUUCAAGAAGGCCUUCAUACCGAAAAAUUUUGAAUGAACUCUCAUCAGAUGCUCCUGCAAUACCGAAGAUUGAAGAAGAAAAGUCAGAUGAUGAAGGAGUGCCUUCUGGAAUUCCUGCAAUGGCCAUGCCAGCUGGCCUAUAUCACUCUAACACAGGGCAAUAUAUUACUAUAACUCAAGGUGGUGCAAUCCAGAUUUCUAAUCCAGCCUCUGAUGGUGUCCAUGGACUACAGACAUUAGGAAUGACAAAUUCGGGAGCUCCUCAGCCAGGUGCUACCAUUGUGCAAUAUGGAGGACAAUCACCACAUAGCACACAACAGUAUUUUGUUCCAGGAAGCCAAGUUGUUGUUCAAGCUGCCACUGGAGACAUGCCAGCUUACCAGAUUCGAACUCCCACUACUACCUUACCUCAGGGAGUGGUAAUGGCUGCCUCACCGGGGACUUUGCAUAGUCCUCAGCAACUGGCAGAAGAGGCAACUCGCAAGAGAGAGCUGAGACUUAUGAAAAAUAGGGAAGCUGCUAAAGAAUGUCGACGUCGGAAGAAAGAAUACAUAAAAUGUCUGGAGAGUCGUGUUGCAGUGCUAGAAGUUCAGAACAAGAAACUUAUGGAGGAGCUUGAAUCCCUAAAAGACAUUUGCUCUUCCAAAACAGAUUAGUAAACAUAUUUAUUAUACUGUGAACUGACUAAAAUAUGACCAGUUGCUUUAUAAGAUAAUACAUAGCCAACAUGAAUUAUGGCUUUCUUUUUGUGUCAUUUAUAUUAUAUUCCAACUCCUAACAUUCCUGAAUGCUUUCCUGCUUUUUGUCAAUUCAUAGCUCUAAUUUCAGGUUUUUCAUGUUCCUCCCUUCCAUCUCCCAAGGAGCCAAAUGUUAAAGAAAUGUAAGAAAGUAAAAAAGCGCAUAAUUUUUAAGAGCUGUUUCUUUGCCAUAUAUUUACAUACUACUUUUUACAUGUUAACUGAGUGACCUGCACAUAGAAAAUAAUGUACUAUUAUUUUAGAUGAUUCGUGAAGAUAACGCAUCCAGUAAUACAAAGAAAAUCAAACAACCCACGGUAUCUCAGGAAAGAGUUUAUAAAAGAAUGUUAUGAUUACAUAUAUGUACUAGCAUACUAGUCUACAGAUGAUUUUAUGGCAUAUUUUUAUAUUAGUUGCUUUGUGGAAAAAGUAUUGUAUUGCUGUCACUGAGUGCCAUGGUUAAAGAUAGUUUUUAAUAGAACCAUGUUGUUUAA